Molecule: messenger RNA, 1104 nt
Organism: Humulus lupulus (European hop)
Lineage: Eukaryota; Viridiplantae; Streptophyta; Magnoliopsida; Rosales; Cannabaceae
Exons: 8
Coding region: 95-775 (226 amino acids)
Biological process (GO): protein transport; protein unfolding; 'de novo' cotranslational protein folding
Molecular function (GO): peptidyl-prolyl cis-trans isomerase activity; protein folding chaperone; ribosome binding
Source: RefSeq, a predicted model, not a curated record
AUAUGUUGUUUCGUGUUCUCUUGUAUAAAUUUAAACCAUAACAGUAAUCAAGUCCGAACUCUCAACCACAUAGAAAAGGAUUUCAGUUCAGGAAAUGGCUAUGGCAUCCACAAUAACGACAAGAACUGCUCUCUCACAGUUUCAACGGCUCCAUAUCCCCAAAAAGUUUUCCAUUACAAGCUCCACUGGAUGUGUUCAUACUCGAGGAAACAUCAACUUUGAAACUGCAAGGCGUUUCUUGUUAACCAGUCCCCAAAGGAGAGAGUUUGGACUGAGGAAACUCAUAUGCGAAGCUGUUUCAGGUGUUGAGGCAUCAGUUUCAGAAUCAGGGGAUGAUUUAGUUAUUGUCAAGAACCAUCAGAUAGUUGUGGAAUCUCAAGAUAAUGAUAAGAUGCAAGCUAGAGUGGACUUGACUGGUGAGGAAACUGAAAGAGUGUUUGAUCAGGUUUUAGUCAAUCUGGCUCGAACAGCACCGCCAAUUCCAGGAUUUCGUAGAGAAAAGGGGGGGAAAACAUCAAAGGUACCCAAAAGCUUCCUAUUAGGGAUGCUUGGUGAAGAACGUGUGACUAAGUUUGUGAUACAAGAAAUAGUCAGUUCAACCAUGAUUCAAUACGCAAAGAAGGAAAAUCUGAAGGUGAAGGACAACAAAAUCAAUACAAUUCAGUCAGCCGAAGAACUCAAGGCAUCAUUUAAAGAAGGACGUGAAUUCGGAUUCAAUGUCAUUAUUGAGUUUGAAAAUUCAGAAGUUGAGGCACCCACAGUACAGCGGUUGUAAUGGACUCAGAUUAUAGAAGAAGACUUGCAGUGACCACUAUUGUUAUUCGAUGGAAGGUUCGGAAAAUGGGGGGUCAAAUUAGAGGAGAUCUCGGUCUUGGUUGAUGAUUUUCAGUUUCAUCUUCUGCCCCCUGUUCAACAACAGAGCAAAAUUGGUCAUCUUGACAUUAAGCUAAGACCAAUGACAUGUGAAAAUAUGAUUUAUAUUCACUCUUUACCUUUACUUUCCACAUUAGUUAGUUGUUGAUUCCAAAAGGAUCCUAACAUUAUCAUCUUGAGAUUCUUGAGUAAAGCAGCCAUCUAAAACUUCAGUGGCAACAUUAGGAAAAA